AUGGCAUCAUCAACAGUCACCCGGCUCUAUAAUUGCGCACUGACGCUUCUCGGGAAGAACAAGCGCUGUUACAGUUGGGUUGCAGCACAUACGACAGCCCUCCUUCUAGCCUCCAUCGUCCCUCUCCCAUUCAGUCGGCCUCUCGGGAUCGUCAACUUGGCGUAUCAAUACACACCGGCUUCAUUUCACAUGGCCCAAUCUGCGGUUGAAGAUGUCACUUCAACACCCCUCUCUCUGAUUCCAUUUCCUUGGCUCGCGGUCUUUGAAACGACAAUGAAUUCCGGGUUGGACCGUACUACCUCAUACCAUUUCGUUCCCCCCUUGCUCAUCGUUCCCUAUAGAUACUUGUCGAACAUCGGAGCAUCGACUAUGCUUGAAUCAACAAAGAAUUUAGUUCUCCAAAACUACAUGCAACGACAAACACUCGCUCACCGGUCCUUGACGGGGUUCCUUCUAGAACGGAAAUGCAAGGAAAUGAAAACACGAUUGAAGAGCCGAUUCCCCAUCCAGAUGUACUCUGAUCACCCCUCUCCCCCGUUUCAACCACGAGCAUUCAUAUUCGGGGUCUGGGCACUUACUCAUAUCCUGCGAUAUCUUCCUCGCCCGUGUCCGGACGCACAAUGUACUACGGCAUCAUCAACAGUUACCCCACUCUCUGCUGGUCCCCACACAUGGUGGGGCGACAAGCGUUUGUUCAUCUGCUCUUCAUUAAUAUCGCUCAUUUCUUUAAGCCCCGCCCCGCCUUUUCUACGCCUUGAACUUCUGACUGGAGCACUUUCUGUACCUUCGAGUCUCCUUCCCGUGGUCCUUGCUCUCAUAAUUACGAUUCAAAUCUCUUCGUAUCAGACUCUCUAUCGCUUUCCCAAUCGCAAGUCCUUGCCCUGUUUCUAUAGUCGCAAUGUAAUCGGGUUGGUAAAAACGUCUCCUCUCCGGCGAGCCGUCAGAACUGCCUUUUCGCUCGCCCCGAAAGGAGAACGGAAACCCAUUCUAAACCACGCGACUCGCACACUAAUCAUACAUCCGGAUCAGCGCUCUGAUGUCUAUUUAUCCGUUUUGACCGCGUCUGUGAUACUCUAUCUUCAUAUCGCCCGUUUCUUUAUGCCAUUGCGACUCGGACUGAUUAUCGGGUACUAUUUAUACCUUCGAGUCAACAAUGAUGACGAUCUACCCCGUGAUGUGGCGGCAUCUGAUCCGUUUAUCCAUCUACCGCUACGUACGCUGAAGCGCGUAGUCAUAACGAUCAAUGAAACCGCCUCCGAUCAGAGGAGAGAUGACGAUUCCUUCGAUGCGGUGUACAUAGGAGGCUUACUUUGCGGUGAUCAUGGACUUAAGUCUGACUCUGAAAAACGCCAUCUUGAGGUAACCCGGAUUAUCCGUUCCUGUCCAAUUCAACGUUCAACUCCCGCUGUCAGAACUCUUUAUUUUAGCGCGUUGAACUUCUACGUCCUUUCUCACAUCACAACUGGCAAACACAAAGUCUAUACAGUCUACAUCACGAAUCUGCCUGCGCUGGACAUACCUCUUCUCCGGUACGCCUCUCGGACCUCCUCUCCCACAUUCAUAAUUCCCGGAUCUUGUCUUCUCGAGGAUUCGCAUGCGGGGUUUGAAACUGCGCAGCUUCACUCGUGUCAAUCCCUGCCAAGCGUAUUAGGAGCAUGA
Messenger RNA from Guyanagaster necrorhizus, 1659 nucleotides. RefSeq lists its product as uncharacterized. Lineage: Eukaryota; Fungi; Basidiomycota; Agaricomycetes; Agaricales; Physalacriaceae. The record is from RefSeq and is a predicted model, not a curated record. The transcript has 11 exons. The coding region runs from base 1 to 1659 and encodes 552 amino acids.